UAGGCACUCGUAGUUUUCCAAACAUACCACCGCAGGAGCGGCCGAGUUGUAGGCAUACACAGUUUUAACUGCAUUGUUGUAGUUAUCUGUUCUGCAUUGGGACUAAUUCUCGACUGAAAUGCUAUCUUUAGCUGGGAGCGGAUUUUGGAUGUCCUGAUUGGGAUAAUCGGUUAUUGGAAUGUAACCCUCCGAUUCUGUCUGUGUGUGUCUAUUUGCUGAGGAUUUCCUUCUCGCUUGGCGACACAUCUUUCCUGCUGAUCCCUAGUCUCGGAUAUCCCAGACUUUAGAGCAACCCAUCUGCCUAGAGAGACAAGCAGAACCCCUGCUCCAGUGGGCAGAGAAAACCGAUUAUUCGCACACUGCGCUUACAUCUGGACACACUCGGGAGAUUUUAAGCGAAAGGGGACUAAGUGUUUUUGCCGCCUAUAUAAUGCCGAGACAGUUGCGAUUUCGGAAAAGGUCAUUCCUUGGGUUUAUAUUCAUCUUCUCACUGUCCACCUCCGCAUUGUACUUCCUCUAUUCUGCGCCUGGUGUCGUAAAUGAGUACCUGUUUAUGGUGCAGGCCACAGGGAUCCACUUCAAGGAGAACGUGAAGAACAUCGGUACUCAGGUUCUAGAGCAGGUGGUCAGAGGGGGCUACAACGUCAAUGGAACAGAUUAUGCCUAUGACUUCAACAUGAGUGAGAAUGAUGUGCCGCCCACCACAUAUCUCCCGGAGGGCUUCACCUAUCUGCCCUCACAGAUAUGCCCAGAGAGACUGCCCUCCAUGAAGGGGAGGCUGGAGGUGAAUAUGAGUGAGAUAGCUCUGGAGGACGUGGAGAGGAUUCUCUUGAAUGCUGAGCCUAGCAUGGCCCUGGGAGGCUUCUGGAAGCCCAGGGACUGUGUCCCACGCUGGAAGGUGGCGAUACUGGUCCCAUUCCGGAACCGCUACGAGCACCUGCCCAUCCUGCUCAGACACCUGGUACCUGCACUACAGAAACAGAGGCUUCAAUUUGCCUUCUAUGUUGUAGAGCAGGUGGGUAUUGAGCCCUUCAAUAGGGCCAUGUUGUUUAACGUGGGCUUCCGGGAGGCUAUGAGGGACCUGGACUGGGACUGUGUGGUGUUCCACGACGUAGACCACAUCCUGGAGAACGACAGAAACUACUACGGUUGUGGAGACAUGCCUCGCCACUUCGCUGUCAAACUCAACAAGUACUCCUACAUGCUUCCGUACAAUGAGUUCUUCGGUGGUGUCAGUGGUCUGACAGUGGAACAGUUCACAAAGAUCAACGGCUUUCCCAAUGCAUUCUGGGGCUGGGGUGGAGAGGACGACGACCUUUGGAACAGGGUGCAGUAUGCCAACUACACAGUCAGUCGGCCCCAGGGAGAGUGGGGCCGCUACAUGUCAAUCCCACACCACCACCGUGGAGAGGUGCAGUUCCUGGGCAGGUACACACUUCUACGGCACUCUAAGGAGAGACAGAGUCUGGAUGGGCUCAAUAACCUACAUUACUCCCCCCUAGUGUCCCGGAGGCCUCUCUACACCAACAUAUCAGUCAGCCUGAGCAGAAAGCUAGCCCCUAUAGCGGACUACUGACCAAGAAGGGACAUCAGCCAUAUCUCACCAGUCGCAGCACUGCUUAGGACUGAUUCUGUUUUUUUAAGCAAAAAAGGAGACACGCAGAAGGGUAUUGGAUGAUCAAUCCUUGUGACGUGUGAGAGAAAAAAGGAGAAUGCUGCACUUGUUUUGUGCCGUGGGCCAUCCAUCGCUCCUAUCAUCCGGGCUUCCCGGCGUCUCCACCUGCCUUCCACACCAUUUUGGCCUUUAGCAUUAAUUAUUUCAUUCACUUGUUAAUUCACUCAUGGAGACAAUUGCAACCGUAACCAUGACCACAGCAUGAACACAUUCCCUCCAUAGGACAUCAGAGUGGUGUGGAGGGGACAGUAGUGUAAUUUACGAAUGUGUAUGUGGCUGAGUUAGUUUGUACACACAAAGACACAAACACGCACACAAACGCGCGCACACACAGACAAUUUUAAUUUGUCCCUGCACUGAAUAUUUGUAUUGAUAUAUUAAACCUCACACACACACAGUAGGUCCUCACAGCUGGCUCUGCGUAGGGCAUGAAAAACGUAUGCACUGACCAGAGACAGCACUGCAUAAGAGCUAGAGAAGUGAUGAGAGAGAGCAAGAGAGUAUUUGUGUAUGUUCAGUGUUAUGCACACACUCCGUGUAUGUCUUGAGAAUACAUGAACACACACAUGUGCACACAUACUGUAGACAAAGGUAUAACAUUAACUUGAGACUGACUUGUGUACAGAGUGGCAGGCUGGUAAGGAACCUCCGUAUCAAUACACAGAGCAAACUCACAGGAGACCCACCUUUACCUAAAUUAACACAGCUCAGCCAGUCAGAAAUAAAAAACCUUUGACAUAUGUGUGUGCGUGCGCAUGCCUGUGUGUGUGCAUGCAUGUGCGUGCGUGUGAACAGGAGAGGGAAGGCUAUGCAAAUGUGUGUCAGCAUCCUGUUUUCACUGCUUUGAAGGAUUCUCUUAGGUCAGACAGAUGUUUAGUGAAUCUCUUAAACUGUGAAAGAUGUUAUUGUUGACCUCAUGACACCCUAUUCCCUAUAGCCAGCCCUGUGUGGUCAAAAUAAUGUAGCACACUGUAUAGGGAAUUUGAUAUUUUUUGAGCGACAGUCUAAGAAUAGAGAGCACGAUGGCGAGGCUGUUUUUCUCUCCUCUUUACUCUUCAGUGUUUAUUUAAGUAAUUAUUAGUUUAGGCGACAUAUCAAAUGGCACCCUAUUCCCCAUAUAGGGCAUUACUUUUGACCAGAGACAGAUAUAGUACUAUAUGGGUAUAGAGUAGGGGUAAGCAAUCCUGUUCCUGGAGUACCGCAGGUACUGCAUGAUCUUGUUCCAACUAGGCACCACACCUGACCAGCUCAACUUAUUGAUCAGUUCAGUGUGUUGAGGAAAAACUAGUUACAAGGAUCAGGCAGCGCUCAUUUUCCAGUUUAUAAGAGUUUAUUCAAGCAAUUGCAAGGAAGUUCCCUCUCAGGAUAAAGCCAGAGAGUAACUUGAUUAUUUACAACUCACUCAGUCUUUAUAUACUUAAUCUACACAAAGAGCAAGAACAGGUUAUAACCAGUUCUCACAGCCUAUGUGUCUAAGAUAGGAGAGUGAUAAGAUUUUUAGAUUCUAAACAGAUAGAACAAGAAUUCAGCCUGGCUGGACUUUUAGUGCCCCAAUGAGACAGUAAUAAUAGUAAAAAAAAUUCUAGUCAUAAUAAAUCACUCCUUUGUGCUGUGUGUAAAGAGGUUACUGGACAGAAGGGAAGAUUACCAGUGAAUUGCACUAUUCAACUCAAGCAUUAGACUGUAACAAAACCAUUUUGUCCCAACAAGUGAUUGCCUCAAUUCAACACACCUGGUCUUCCAGGUUGGUUACAGUUUUUCUCGAUUGCUUGAGCACAUUUGUCCAAACAGAAUUCACUUUUUCAAAACAAUUAACACGUUGGCCAAAAUGGCACAUUUAAUUUGCAAAAUGAAUUAAGACUCUCAAAACAUUAAAUAUAUGACACAAAAUCAACUACCUCCAUCAAAACAUAUGACUUGUUAUCUAAUGAAAAGUUAUUUCAAUCAAUCGUUGCACAAUGGCCCAAUAAAUACUAACUCCAACUAUCAAUAUACCCUACCAUGGUUAACCCUCUUUUAUAUGUCUGUGCCAUUUGUUGAUACUAUAAUUAUAUAGUAUGCACUAUAAAAGGCAAGUAAACAUAUUAUCACAGAAUGGGCUGUAUUCUUUUUUCCUAAAAUGAUUUGACCAAAGCUGACUAAUGCAGAAAUGAUGUAAUUUAAGAGCAUUCAUAUUCAGAAACAAAAAGCUUUAUUUGAUAUUUUUCCAUUUUGUCCUUGACAAAUUCAAUGAUGCUGUACAGUAUAUACAGAGAAUGAAAAAUAAAAUACACCAAACUAACAAAUCACUGCAAAAACAAAGCAAUGUCAAAAAAGGCAGCAGAAAUACAGUGUACACCACAUUCAGACCAUUUGUUCUUGUCGAUCAGGACACAUGUUUUCAUCAACAUCACACUGGAUGUUUUCCCUUGCAAUGCAGUGAGGAAAAACAUCUCCUUGCAUAGCGCAUCCACACUUGGCAGUCCUCUGCGGUGAUCGCCAGACAACCAGCAUUCAUUGCAUCUAGGAGGGACAUCUGGUCAUGUGGACUGUAAUCAUAAACUUUCCACCUUCCUCUAUGGGCCCCUCUACCUCUCCUUUGUCCUUGCCCUCGGCCUCUUACUUGGUCCAUUUUUUCAAACAGCAACUCAGAGGUGACCUCUUUUAUGCAUGAAUAAGGACUGAUUGCUCAAAUAAGUUUUGCACACGUGCAGAAGAGGUUCACAUUCAUGGGAGUAAUUUGUAUCAUCUGUGAGCAAAAUGUUUUAAUUUUGUUUGACAUGAUUUACUAAACUGAGAUUUGCGUCUUUUGUAGAGAGUUGUGUUUACUGUUUAAGAAAUGUUUGCUUAGCAUUUGCAUUGUGUGUGAAAGCAAUGAGAAAUGACUUACAGUUUUGCAAAAAAUAAUACUGUUGUGCUCAUUAGGUUAUGAUGGAGAUCAAGUGGACGCCCAGUUUAAUUAAAAGUGUCUUAGCAAUCAAGAAAAACAGUAAAUUUAAAAAAUGGAGUGGCGUACCAGGGUUGCCUGCUCCUGGUAUAGGGUGUCAUUAGAGACAUAGCCUUAAAGAGUCAAUAUCAGAAAAAAAUAAAACGUAUUACAAUGUUAUCUUUCACCAGAGUCUACUGUAUCUAAAGGGACACUGCACUGUAUUCACAGCUGCUUCAUGUAAUGUUAUUCUGACGUUGGUUAGAUGUUGUGAUAACGCUCAGCAGCCCUGUUCUAUCCUACUGGAUUACGAUGGGAUUUGGAGACAUUAAUCUGAUUCUAGAUCUGUACCUAGGGGCUUCUACCUGAAGCAUAGUGCAAGGAUGCCUUGGUUGAUUGGAGUCACUGGGCCAGUUUGACAGGAAGGUGAAGCUAAUUACCUGGCGCCACACAUUAGGUAUUGGUAUAUUAUACCCUUAAUAACUGGUUUAGCCUUAUUUUUUAGCUGAUAGUGGUUAUACUGGCUUUUGUGUGUGGGUGGUAUGCUUCUACGUAACACCUCACACACUAACAUAAACUGAAGGUGCAUUCACCUCACAAAAUAUCUUGAGCAAUUCAAGCACUUCGUCGUCUUCUCAGAUGAGUGUGUGCUUGUGCGCAUUUGUUUGUGUGUGUGUGUGUUUGGCAGUGUUUAUUUGAGUGAUUUGUUAUGUCAUAGUACUGUAGUAAUAUAAAAUGCAGUCCUAUUGUUGUGUCUCUUAAAAGCCCAUUUCCAACACAUUGUUGUGUCCCCUUAGCUGCCAUAUACAGCUACUUCAUUACACACACAUCACCUUGUCCAAACAGUGACUUUCAUGUAUCAUUAGGGAAAAACAUUUAGCGGUUGAAAUAACUGUUCAUUUUCAGUUCCCAUGAUAAUAUGACAGAGGCGGGACCUCCUUUUAUUAAUUCACUAUUUUAUGGAUUACUUCCUGUGAUUGAUUUUGUUGUGGUUGCUAUUGUGAUGAUGAGGAGACUUGUAGGAGGCUUGCUGUGAGACAGGCUGUGUUAGAAGCACUGAAACGUAGUGUUAGUGUGAGACUGUGAGAGUCCAACCUGUGUGGAAAGAUGUUCCAAAGAUGUUCCCUAAACUCUAUGCCCUUAGAUCUGAAAGAAUUGGAUAAGUAUAAACAAAAUGGUAACAGCUCCACCAUGCCUUUUAAUUUGCUAGUUGGAUUGUCUGCCAUAUUGCUUACACCGUUCAAAUCCUGUCAGAUCUACGCAAGUGCAUAGAGAUUAGGGUGGAGGGGUUGAUUUGGGAUUUUACAUGUUUAUUCAUCUGCUGAACAGACACUGUAGAAGGAGGAGACCAUUUUGUGUGACAACCACAGGAAGAGGGAGACGCCUAAUCAGAAAGUGAUUGAUGUCACUUACUCCCACUUAGCACCUUCAAUUUCCUGAUUGAUAAUCAAUGGUGCUGAUCUGCUAGACCUCCGAUUGGGGGAGUCACUAAUUACGUGCUACAUGGAAACCAAUCUGUACUUAAAUAGCUACAGGAAGUAUCCCUCUUAUUGGUUAAUCAAUUCCUAUUUUCAACAUCACCCAACCAGAAGCACGUGUUUACCCAUUGUAGCCAAUUUGGAGGUGCUUAGUGGAGAGUUGUUGACAUUAGCUGCUAAUUUCUAAAGUCUUCCUCCCCGAGUGUGUUUGAUUGAAAUGGUGGAGCCUGUCAAUGCCAGGGGCCAUCCACAAGAGACUGUGGUUGUUUUUGCUUGAAAAGAUUGUUUGUUUUCAAGCACUGAUCUGAGAACUGCUCAGAGUGGCUUAGGCACAGUUUGUAGGCCAGAGUGUUCCAAUACGAGCCCAAAUGUUUACAGUCCUGAUGGAAGAGGAGGAAUAAAACCCAGAAGUGGUACUGACCUGGAGGCCUGGGUUUGAAUCCCCCUGGUGUUAGCUCUAGGUAAACCCCACCCCAGCUCUUGAGGCCUGUAGCCACGGGUUCUCUUCCUUUGCCUUGAACCAGAGUGACUUAGACCUGGGAAACAAAGUGAACAUGCAGUAUUCUCUGGCCUGUCAAUGAAAUUGGUUGGUCUUUACAGUGCUGCAGCCCUCGAGGACUAGGACUGGGGACACCUGGGUUUAGGUUGUUGUUCUUACAGGGGCCUUGGAGGACAAGGUGUGUCCUUGUGCACAAGGUGUGUCCUUGUGCUCCAAGGCCCCUGUCUUGUCAGGCUCCUCUCUGUCCUAGCAGAGCCAUGAUCUGACUGAUCUGAUCCAUUCUGAUCCAUUCUGUGCCAGUCCAAAUGAAGGGCCCAGUGCCGCUCAGCCCUGGUAUGGCUAACCUCAGUUAUUAUUCGGUCUAGAUGUACAUGUAAUAGAUUGGAUAAUCAUGUAGGCGACCUGUCGCAGAGCUAAGCACUGACAGACUGGCAAGCCUUAAAAAUCUAUUUGAUUUAUUUAAGUGUUUUCAAACAAGUUUAAAUGUUUUAUAAGCAAAUCCAUUUAAAUUAAGGAAUAUCAGAUAAAUGCAUAUCAGAUAAAUGUCCAAUCUUAUUGUGUCUUGUGUUUUAGAAAAGAUAAAUAAAAAGGUCUUAAAUCACUAAAGAUGCUACCUUAACGAACAACCUCAUCCAGAUAGAUAAGCACUUUCACAUUAUUAGUUCCUUACUCAUUUUAGAUAAGGAAUAAUGUGAGGGUUAGUCCAUCAGCUUUAGAAGCCAUCAGAUUUCUGGAAUAGUUUGGUAUUACAAAUGCUUUCCCCUUGUCAUGCAGCAGAAGAUAUUGUAUGGAAUCUAAAUAAGUGGGUAAUCUCUGUAGUCUGAAGUGGUACGGUGUAGGGUUAGGGUGUAGCUUAUAGUUGGUAGAGAGCACUACAUCAGCCAAAAACACAACCAACUCCAGAUUCUACACCCCCAAAAGGUGUUUGUAUGAAAGCAAAUUAAAAGAUGAAUAAACGACUAUAUUAUAGUUUAUUUCUCCUUGAAAUAAAGCCAUCUGAAGCCACUUGUAAAACUUGAUGUCAGCCUUAUGUGAAUCUGUUUGUGUAUCUGAUUAUUUUUUUUUAUUUUUUUUACCAUCGUUGUUAUUGUCAAAGUACACCAAUUAAAUGAGCUUCAAACGA
Coregonus clupeaformis (lake whitefish) is the source of this 7680-nucleotide messenger RNA. Its product is annotated as beta-1,4-galactosyltransferase 5. Gene Ontology annotation, molecular function: UDP-galactose:glucosylceramide beta-1,4-galactosyltransferase activity. NCBI's taxonomy places the organism in Eukaryota, Metazoa, Chordata, Actinopteri, Salmoniformes, Salmonidae. The record is from RefSeq and is a predicted model, not a curated record. Gene Ontology annotation, biological process: carbohydrate metabolic process; glycoprotein biosynthetic process. The transcript has 9 exons. Bases 431 to 1576 code for a protein of 381 amino acids.